AUGAAUCUUAAUACCAUUGGAGUUGGUACCAUUAAUACUGACAACAUUGGAAGUAGUACCAUUAAUAUUAAUACCAUUAGAGGUGGUACCAUUAAUAUUGAUAGCAUUGAAGGGGUUACCAUUAAUAUUGAUGCCAUUGGGGGUGGUAGCAUUAAUAUUAAUACCAGUGGAGGUGGUACCAUUAAUAUUGAUACCACUGGAGGUGGUACCAUUAUUACUGAUACCAUUGGAGGUGAUACCAUUAAUAUUGAUAACAUUGGAGGUGGUACCUUUAAUACUGAUACCAUUAGAGGCAGUACCAUUAAUAUUGAUACUAUUGGAGGUGGUACCUUUAAUACUGAUAGCAUUGGAGGUGGUACCAUUAAUACUGAUACCAUUGCAUGUGGUAGCAUUAAUAUUGAUACCAUUGGUGGCUGUACCAUUAAUAUUAAUACCAUUGGAGGUGGUGCCAUUAAUAUUGCUACCACUGGAGGUGGUACCAUUAAUACUGAUACCAUUGGAGUUGGUACCAUUAAUAUUAAUACCAAUGGAGGUGGGACCAUUACUAUUGAUACCAUUGACAGUGGUGGUACUAUUAAUAUUGAUACCAUUGGAGGUGGUACCAUUAAUAUUAAUACCACUGGAGCUAGUGCCAUUAAUAUUGAUACCAUUGGAGGUGGAACCAUUAAUAUUUGUAAGAUUGGAUGUGGUACCAUCAAUAUUGAUAACAUUGGAAGUGGUACCAUUAAUACUGAUAGCAUUGAAGGUGGUACCAUUAAUAUUAAUACCAUUGGAGGUGGAACCAUUAAUAUUGAUACCUUUGGACGUGGUGGUACCAUAAAUAUUGAUACCAUUGGAGGUGGUACCAUUAAUACUUAUACCAUUGGAAUUGGGACCACUGAUAUUGAUACCGUUGGGGGUGGUACCAUUAACAUUGAUACCGUUGCAGGGGGUACCAUUAAUAUUCAUAACAUUGGAAGUGAUACCAUUAAUACUGAUACCAUUGCAGGUUUUUACACUAAUAUUGAUACUUUGGAGGUGGUCCCAUUAAUAUUAAUACCAGUGGAGGUGAUACCAUUGAUAUUGAUACCAUUGGAUGUGGUACCAUUAAUAUUGAUACCAUUGGAUGUGGUACCAUUAAUAUUAAUACCAUUGGAGGUGCUACCAUUAAUUCUGAUACAAUUGGAAGUGGUACCAUUAAUAUUGAUAUCAUUUACGGUGUUACCAUUGAUACUGAUACCAUUGGAGGUGGUACCAAUAAUAUUGAUACCACUGGAGGUGGUACCAUUAAUAUUAAUACUAUUGGGGGUGAUACCAUUAAUAUUGAUACCACUGGAGGUGGUGCCAGUAAUAUUAAUACCACUGGAGAUGGUACCAUUAAUAUUGAUACCAUUUACGGUGUUACCAUUGAUACUGAAACCAUUGGAGGUGGUACCAAUAAUAUUGAUACCACUGGAGGUGGUACCAUUAAUAUUAAUACCAUUAGAGGUGAUACCAUUAAUAUUGAUACCAUUGGAGGUGGUGCCAGUAAUAUUAAUACCACUGGAGAUGGUACCAUAAAUAUUGAUACCAUUGGAGGUUGUACAAAUACUGAUACCAUUGGAAUUGGUACCAUUGAUAUUGAUACCAUUGGAGGUGGUACCAUUAACAUUGAUACCAUUGCACGGGGUACCAUUAAUAUUCAUAACAUUGGAGGUGAUACCAUUAAUACUGAUACCAUUGCAGAUGGUACCAUUAAUAUUGAUACCUUUGGAUGUGGUCCCAUUAAUAUUGAUAACACUGGAGGUGGUGACUUUAAUACUGAUACCAUUGCAGGUGGUACCAUUAAUACUAACACCAUUGCAGGUGGUACCAUUAAUAUUGAUACCCUUGGAAGUGGUACCAUUAAUAUUGAUACCAUUGGAGGUUGUACCAUUAAUAUUAAUACCACUGGAGGUGGUGCCAUUAACAUUGAUACCAUUGGAGGUGGCACCAUUAAUACUGAUACCAUUAGAGGUGGUACCAUUAGUAUUAAUACCCUUGGAGGUUGUACCAUUGAUAUUGAUAUCUUUGUAG
Messenger RNA from Protopterus annectens (West African lungfish), 2034 nucleotides. RefSeq lists its product as uncharacterized. The record is from RefSeq and is a predicted model, not a curated record. Lineage: Eukaryota; Metazoa; Chordata; Ceratodontiformes; Protopteridae.